Theobroma cacao (cacao) is the source of this 1724-nucleotide messenger RNA. RefSeq names its product rubisco accumulation factor-like protein. Lineage: Eukaryota; Viridiplantae; Streptophyta; Magnoliopsida; Malvales; Malvaceae. The record is from RefSeq and is a predicted model, not a curated record. Gene Ontology annotation, cellular component: chloroplast.
GCAACCUUGGAAAGCUCUCCCCGGUUUGCCUUCUCCCUCCUUCCUGCUAAUCUUCUGUCUAUCUAUUUUUUUCUUCACCAUGCUUUCAUCAACCUCUCUGAAACCCAUUACCAAUCCCAAAAAUUUGGUCUUUUCUUCAUUCUUAAACCAAAACCCAUCUCUUUUUUCCUUUCACCCUUCUUUCCCGCUUUCAAAAACCCUCCUAAAACCCAUCUCAGCUACUCUUAUCCCCUCCAACCCCCAACCUCAACAGCAACAACUUUACCAACCUUUUAGGCCACCCCCAUCUCCUCUCCCUUCCCAAUUCCGUUCCCUUGACGUCGCAGCUCGCCUUGAAGUCUUAGCCAACCGCGGUGGACUUUGGUUUGAAUAUGCCCCCCUCAUUCCUUCACUUUACCAAGAAGGUUUUUCGCCUCCUUCUGUAGAAGAAACGACUGGGAUUUCUGGGGUUGAGCAAAAUAGACUGAUAGUAGCUGCCCAGGUAAGAGAAUCACUUAUUCAAUCCAAAACUGAUGAAAAUGUUGUAUCUUUUUUUGAUACUGGUGGUUCUGAGUUGCUUUAUGAAAUAAGGCUUUUGAGUGCUAAGCAAAGAGCUGAAGCUGCUCGUUUCAUACUUGAACAUGGGUUGGAUCCUAAGGGGGCUCAAGAUUUAGCUAGAGCAAUGAAGGAUUUCGCAAGAAGGAAAACAGAUAAAGGUUGGAAAAGUUUUGACUAUCAGCUUCCGGGGGAUUGCUUGUCAUUUAUGUACUAUAGGCAAAGUAGGGAACAUAAGAAUCCUUCUGAACAAAGAACUUCUGCUUUAAGGCAAGCAUUGAAAGUGGCUGAGUCUGAGAGUGCUAAAAAAGAGCUGUUAGAAGAGUUAGAAUGUGGGGAAGAUGGAAAAGAAGAGAAAGAAGAGGAUUUGGAUUAUGGGGUUCGGGUUCCUGUAGUUAGGUUGAAGAUUGGUGAAGUUGCUGAGGCUAGUAGCGUGGUGGUUUUGCCGGUUUGUAAGGCGGAGGAGAAGGAUAGAGAGAUUUUGCAGGCACCUUUGGAGUGUAGAAGUAAAGGGGAUUUCGGUGUAGUGGAGGCUGAGAAAGGGUGGAACAGGUGGGUGGUUUUGCCAGGUUGGGAACCGGUUGUGGGGUUGAGUAAUGGGGGAGUUGUGGUGGCAUUUGGGGAUGCGAGAGGUUUACCCUGGAAGGCAAAUAGGUGGUAUAAGGAAGAGCCUAUUUUGGUAGUUGCUGAUAGGAGUAGGAAGGAGGUGGAGUUUGAUGAUGGGUUUUAUUUGGUGACAGUUGAUAGUGGUGAGCUGAAGGUUGAUAGGGGAUCAGCACUGAAGGAAACGGGGGUGAAGGAGAGUCUAGGAACUGUGGUUUUGGUGGUUAGGCCACCGAAAGAAGAAACUGACAAUCAAUUGAGUGAUGAAGAUUGGGAGUGAAAAGAAUAGGAGGUGAGUGAUGGUAGAUAUAUUAAUCUUGAUUGCCAAUGGAGAUUAAUUGAGUUCCAUCUACAACUAUAAUAAUGUUGCUUGAAGUUCAGAAACAUAUGGGCUUCAAUUUAAUGCCCUGUAGCUAGAUUUGUGCAUUGCAUUCUGUUGGCCAAAUGAUGGCUUCGAUUUGAGCUAAUGAACUUAAUGUAAUACUCUGCUCCAUUGUUGGCAGGAGGCAGUUCACUUUUUGUUAUAUAUUUAGCAUGUAAUACAUAAAAUGAUUCAACUACAGAUAUAAUCCUUUCUGUUAGCAGUA